CGUGGAGAUCCUUGCCGGGCCCACUGCUGGGAUGGGGAAACUGAGGCCGGAGAGGGUGUGGCCGCGGCUGUGAGGGAGAGGGACCGCCUGGACCCGGGUCUGGCUCCGAAGCACCGCUGGCAGCCCCGGGGCCAGGCAGGGAGGGCGGAAGGCGGGGUGGGGCCCGUCCCCUGGUGACAGCAGCGCCCGGGAAUGCGCCAGCUGGGAGGGUCUCUCCGCCCCCCGCGCGCGGCCCCCGGGGCCGAGCUUCUCCCCAGUGCGCUGGGGCCCUGCGCUGGGGGUGACCGGGACCUGGGUCGGGGAACCCCCGGAUGGCAGCCCAGGCGUGCCGGGGUCCCCAUCCACGAGCAGGGCGACCCCCCGCGGGAGGGGUGAGGGGCAGGACCAGGGGACGGGGCUGUGACCGGGGAUGGGGACGCCGGCGGGACGCAAUCCGGGAGUCGGCGGGGUAGGGGCAGCGCCCGGGACUCCCAGACCCAGGGCGGGGUGACCUCGGUUCGCGCACAUUCCCGGGCCCUGAGCGCGGCGCCCGGAAUAGCAGCCCCGGGGCAGAGGGGGGCGGUCAGUCCCCGCGCCGCGCCACCGCCCGAGCCUGCCAAGGUCACCAGGACCCGGCGCCCGACACCAGCCUGCGGCUCCGGGACCCCUGCGCUCGCGUCCGCCGGGCAGUCCCCUGCCGCAGAUCCGCGCCCGCCGCGCGAGGGCGCCCGGGGCCGCCGCCCCUCCUGACCCCGGCCUGGGUGCGCCUGCGGAGGCCGCGGUGGGAGGGGCCGUCCCAGGCUCCCCCCGCAUCCCCCCCGCCCAGCACCUUGGGCCCCGCCGCUUCCGCUCGCCCUGGGGCCGCUCAGGGAGCCGGGACGCGCUGCCUGGGCUCCGCGCAGCCGGCCGAGGUCACGAGGAGGGUGUGGAUGGCAAGUGACUUCAUCCCUGCCCUGACAGAUGGAGAAACUAAGGCCCAGAGAGCCAGUCAGCCUCCUCCCCUUCCCUGCUCCAGCCUCGGCAGUGGCCCCUUCCCUCCACGGGCCGCCCCGGAGCUCAGUCCCACCCCCUCCGCCGAUGAGGCCAUGAGGCACCGACCGGACCCGGGCCAGAAUCAUGGACUGAGUCCACUUGGCCCCCACUGCACAGAUGGGGAAACCGAGGCCUGGGAGAGCGGAGUGGCUGGCCUCAGGCCACACGGAAAGGCCCCGCCUCUUCCAGAACCUCCUGCUCUUCCUGUGGGCCCUGCUGAACUGCAGUUUGGGGGUCAGUGCUCAGUAGGGUCCGGGCGAGUGGACCCCGUGGGUGUCCUGGACCCGCUGCUCCAGCUCCUGCGGGCGUGGCGUCUCCGUGCGCAGCCGGCGCUGCCUCCGGCUUCCUGGGGAAGAACCGUGCUGGGGAGACUCCCACGAGUACCGCCUCUGCCAGUUGCCAAACUGCCCCCCAGGGGCUGUGCCCUUCCGAGACCUACAGUGUGCCCUGUACAAUGGCCGCCCUGUCCUGGGCACCCAGAAGACCUACCAGUGGGUGCCCUUCCAUGGGGCUUCGGCCGCGUCCUGGACGGCACCGCCUGCAGCCCGGGUGCCCAGGGGGUCUGCGUGGCUGGCCGCUGCCUUAGCGCCGGCUGUGAUGGGUUGCUGGGCUCGGGUGCCCUCGAGGACCGCUGCGGCCGCUGCGGAGGCGCCAACGACUCGUGCCUUUUUGUGCAGCGCGUGUUUCGUGACGCCGGUGCCUUCGCUGGGUACUGGAACGUGACCCUGAUCCCCGAGGGCGCCAGACACGUCCGCGUGGCGCACCGGAGCCGCAACCACCUGGCGCUGAUGGGGGGCGAUGGCCGCUACGUGCUUAAUGGGGACUGGACGGUCAGCCCACCGGGGACCUACGAGGCGGCCGGCACGCAUGUGGUCUACACCCGCGACACAGGGCCCCAGGAGACAUUGCAAGCAGCCGGGCCUACCUCCCACGACCUGCUCCUACAGCUCCCUGUGUGCCCUCCCCUGCUCCAGGUCCUCUUGCAGGAGCCCAACCCUGGCAUCGAGUUUGAGUUCUGGCUCCCUCGGGAGCGCUACAGCCCCUUCCAGGCUCGUGUGCAGGCCCUGGGCUGGCCCCUGAGGCAGCCGCAGCCCCGGGGGGUGGAGCCUCAGCCCCCCGCAGCCCCUGCUGUCACCCCUGCACGGACCCCAACCCUGGCCCCAGACCCCUGCCCACCCUGCCCUGACACCCGAGGCCGCGCCCACCGACUGCUCCACUAUUGCGGCAGUGACUUUGUGUUCCAGGCCCGAGUGCUGGGCCGCCACCGCCAGGCCCAGGAGACCCGCUAUGAGGUGCGCAUCCAGCUCGUCUACAAGAACCGCUCGCCACUGCGGGCACGCGAGUACGUGUGGGCGCCAGGCCACUGCCCCUGCCCGAUGCUGGCACCCUACCGGGACUACCUGAUGGCUGUCCAGCGUCUUGUCAGCCCCGACGGCACACAGGACCAGCUGCUGCUGCCCCACGCCGGCUACGCCCGGCCCUGGAGCCCUGCGGAGGACAGCCGCAUACGCCUGACUGCCCGGCGCUGUCCUAGCUGAGCCCCCGCAGGAGCCCUGGCCACACACAGCAAGAAAGAUACAUCUGACCAGUCUCAACGUCAACGUAUUUCUCCUCUCACCCUGGCUUCCAGGCAGCUCUGAAAUAUGUCCCACCUGUGCAGCUACAUGACUCCCUCCCGCACACGCUUAGACACCUCUGCAUGCAGUCAAAGUCACUGUCACAAGCCGGCAGGCACUGAUGAGGAGGCACUAAGGAGACUCUGACUUUUAUUUCGCCUCUCUCCUUGGCUGCCAGGAAGCUCAUAGCUAUUUAUACUCAGAAAGUUUAACGCUGCUUUCAUUCUCUUUGCGUGCAUCACACUUGCUUGGAGACACUGUCAUGAACGAGCAUGACACCCUGCUGCCCUGGGUACCCAGAAGAUCAUCUGUUUACUUGACAGACACUGCUGUCUCUGCUCUCUGCUACUCACACACACCCUCAUGUGUGAAGGGCAGAGACACUGUCACAAACAGGCAUGCCCCUUAGAAGACAUGCCUAACCAGGCACUGUAACGUACCAACGUUGGUACCAAUUUCCCCUCUUCCCCUGGCUACCAGGAAACUCAGAGACAAUCUUUUCAGCCUCAGCAUUUCUGGCUGGAUUUCCGCCCAUCAACACCUGCUCACUCCUCCUUUUUUUUUUUUUUUUUUUUUUUUUUUUUUUUUUUUUUUUUUUUGAGGCAGAGCCUUGCUCUGUCACCUAGGCUGGAGUGUGGUGGUGCAAUCAUGGCUCACUGCAGCCUCAAAUUCCUGGGCUCAAGCGAUUCUCCCACCUCAGCCUCCACAGCAGCUGGAACUACAGGUGUGAAUCACCAUGCCCGGCUAACUUUUAAAUGUUUUGUAGAGAUGGGGUCUUGCUGUGUUGCCCACACUGUUCUCCAACUACUGGCCUCAAACGAUCCUCCUGCCUUGGCCUCCCAAAGCACUGGAAUUUCAGGCAUGCGCUAUCUUACUGGCUGUUCACCCCCCUUUUACUCCUCUUUAAUUUUUACAAGCACUUUUUUUAAAAAAAAUUUAUUUUAAGUUC
Molecule: messenger RNA, 3576 nt
Organism: Pongo pygmaeus (Bornean orangutan)
Lineage: Eukaryota; Metazoa; Chordata; Mammalia; Primates; Hominidae
Gene: ADAMTSL5
Product: ADAMTS like 5
Exons: 14
Coding region: 909-2549 (546 amino acids)
Biological process (GO): extracellular matrix organization; proteolysis
Cellular component (GO): extracellular matrix
Molecular function (GO): metalloendopeptidase activity; protein binding
Source: RefSeq, a predicted model, not a curated record